Molecule: messenger RNA, 1872 nt
Organism: Culicoides brevitarsis
Lineage: Eukaryota; Metazoa; Arthropoda; Insecta; Diptera; Ceratopogonidae
Gene: Lint-1
Exons: 3
Coding region: 188-1795 (535 amino acids)
Source: RefSeq, a predicted model, not a curated record
AUAACAAGGGAAUUGUGAAAAAUAUUCAAACUCGUGUUACGUCCCCAAAUCCCCCAAAAAUCACAAAAAUCAUCAAAAUCCGUCAUCAAAUUGCUCGAAAACCGCGAGAAAAACGAAAUUUUUAUCGUUGACGGAAAAACUCGAAUUUGAACCCGUCAACUGCUCAACCCGAGAGAAAAGCAAUAAUAUGGAGUACAAGGAAGCUGUGAACAACCUUAUCAAGCACAAUUUGCGCACAAAAAUCGUGAGAUGCCAAAAUGCCCUCAGAUUCUACAUUCACAUGCAUCAGCAAAAUGUGGAAAAGAUGCAACAAGCUGCCAACGCCGAUGCCAAGAAAGCCAUCGUUUGGGCGGAACAGCAAAUGGUCGAGGUGCAGGAGGAGCAACGCAAAGUCCUGAAGGAAGUUGAGACGAUUCUCGAGGAGUAUGCGAAGAAAAUGUCGAAACGUGGAAAGAAAUUCGACUCGGAGUACCUGUAUGGCGCAGCAAAUCGCUUAAUUUCGGUCGAAUUGGAACGCGCGGUGGCCAAAGCGCGUUCCAAGGGCGGCAGUGACAUGCGAAAAAGCUCCGGAAGUGGUUCGGCGAAGCGAAAACGUGUCUCGUUGCUGAAAACGGGCGCUGUUAAAAGUCCCCUCGAGCCAUUUUCGCUCAUCCGGAACCUCAAAGAGCUGCCAUCCGUGAUAAAUUCGAAGCGAGAAGCGCCCGCCGUGAUACCACUGAAGGAUUUGAAGAAGAAACCGCCGCCACCGAAGAGCAACCAGAUCAAAAAUAGUCGCAUGAAUUUGCUGGAAGCGCUGAAAAAGGCACGCGAAACGAACGAAGUCCCGAUUGAGAUUUACGACAGUUCCGAAGAUUCCGUGCAAAUGCUCGAAAAUGCCUCGGAAGAUGAUAAAAUUGGCAUAACUCCACUUUCGGACGACGAAAAUCGCAGUGGGAAUGAUGAAGAUGACGACGAAAAACUGCCGCCUGCCAUUGAAAAAGAUUUUGAAUUUGUCGGAACGAUCGAGGAGAUACCGGAUGACGAGGAAAUUGACGAAGAAAUCGAGCUGCCGGCACCAAAAAAGUCUCGCAAGGGUCCCAAUUCGGAAAGUUCGUCAGAAAAAUCAUCACGACGCUCCUCGGACUUUGAAGAUUUGAUUGUCGGCCAACCAGAUGAGUCCCUGGAAGACUUGGGACAGGAGCGUUUCCUCAAAUAUUUCGGACUUUUCACCGCCGAACAGAUCGAUCAACUAAAAACGCGUCGAGUUUCACGACGACGGCGAAAUUGCACGAGUAACGUGCGCAAAGACUUCCAUUACGGACAAUUUGACGUGAAUUACGUGCCCGUCAAGAACAACAAACCCGUUUUAUAUUCGCCCGUGGAUCGAAUUUCGCGUUAUCCAAAAAGGAAACAGCAACUGGACCCACUUGCAGUGCCCCCAAUUGUCGGACCACCCUCGAAAAUUAUCAUUGCAGUGCCACCAACGCAACCAGCAAGUCGCCGAUCCAUCGGAAAUAUCGUCGAAGCAGCAAUUUACAAAGACAUGAAGACCUGUGUGGCAUGCCAGACCAUUAGUGAUGUCGAAACGAUGAAUGCGUGUCUCUUGUGUUACAAUUUCUACCAUUUGCAGUGCCACACGAUGGAUCGCGAGUUGCGGGAACGCGAGAAUUUGUGUCCGGAUUGCUUGCGACAAGGUCUCGAGAAGAAAAAGAGACGAAUGGAGCUCAAAAAACGCUUGAAUUUCCAGGUUUUGCAAGCGAAUCACAAAGCAAGUGUCGCUGCUUCGAUGAAAAAUCGACAUGAACUCCAAACUUAGAGACAACAAAAAAAUAUUGAAAAUUUCACUAGAAUUAGCUCAUUUUAUAGAUACGUUUAAAAAAUUUAGUUCGUAAG